GCGGUUGGCGGGGGCUCGGUGCGGGCGGCCGCUCGCGCGCGGCGGCGGCGGUUGGCGGGGGGCGCGCGGCGGCCGCGGGCGCUGAGGGAGGGGCAGGGCCCGGCCUGGGCAGGGCAGGGCAGGGCCGAGCCCAGCGGCUCCCUGCGCGCUCUCCGCUGCCCCCCCUCCGCCCGCCCGCCCCUCUCGCCGCCAGCCGGUGGAUGCGGGGAGGCGGUGGCGGCGGUGCGCGGAGCCGGUGGGUAAGAUGGAGGGCCUGACGCUGAGCGAGGCGGAGCAGCGCUACUACUGCGACCUGUUCGCGUACUGCGACACCGAGAGCACCAAGAAGGUGGCGUCCAACGGCCGCGUCCUCGAGCUCUUCCGCGCCGCGCAGCUGCCCAACGACGUGGUGAUGCAGAUUAUGGAGCUCUGCGGUGCAACAAGACUUGGCUAUUUUGGAAGAAGUCAGUUUUAUAUUGCUUUGAAACUUGUUGCUGUGGCCCAGUCUGGUCUCCCUCUAAGAGUGGAAAGCUUGAAUACAGUAAAGGACCUCCCUCUUCCCAGAUUUGUAGUGUCAAAGAAUGAACAAGAAUCAAGACAUACAGCCUUGUAUUCUUCGGAUGCUGAUAACCCAGCUUCAUAUUCAGGUGUGAUUCCUCCUCCACCUGGCAGGAUACAAGUCAAAAAAGGCUCCGUGAGCCAUGAUGCUGUUCAGCAACGUACAUCAACUGAUCAACAGGAGUCCACAUCUCCAGUUGUUUCACCACAGCAGUCCCCACCAACCUCUCCACAUACAUGGAGGAAGCACAGCCGCCAUCCCAGCGGAGGGAAUAAUGAACGACCUCUUGCUGGACCUGGGCCUUUUUGGGCUCCAUUUAGUGAAGCACAACCAGGCUCAUCUACUUCUAGUGAUCCCAUAUGGUCUGGCCAUUCACCACCACCUCACCAAGAAAAUUGGGUCAGUUUUGCAGAUACCCCACCAACCAGUGCUCUUUUAGCCAUGCAUCCUGCUUCUGUCCAGGACCAGACAACAGUACGAACUGUAGCAUCAGCUACAACAACCAAUGAAAUUCGUAGGCAAUCAAGUAGUUAUGAUGACCCCUGGAAAAUUACUGAUGAACAAAGGCAGUAUUAUGUUAAUCAGUUUAAAACCAUUCAACCUGAUCUAAACGGAUUUAUACCAGGAUCUGCAGCUAAAGAAUUUUUCACUAAAUCAAAACUACCUAUUCUUGAACUUUCUCAUAUUUGGGAACUUUCGGAUUUUGAUAAAGACGGUGCACUGACGUUGGAUGAGUUCUGUGCUGCAUUUCAUCUGGUGGUUGCUAGGAAGAAUGGAUAUGAUUUGCCAGAAAAGCUACCUGAAAGUUUAAUGCCUAAACUGAUUGAUUUGGAAGACUCAACGGUCAUUUCUUUCAUUUCAGAAGUUGGGGAACAGACCGGUGAGGUAGGUUAUUCCAGCUCUCCAGCAGAAGCACCUCCAAGCAAGUCUCCAUCAAUGCCAUCCCUAAACCAGACCUGGCCAGAAUUGAAUCAGAGCAGUGAGCAGUGGGAGACAUUUAGCGAACGCUCUUCAAGCUCACAAACUCUGACCCAAUUUGAUUCUAACAUUGCACCAGCUGAUCCUGAUACUGCAAUUGUGCACCCAGUUCCCAUAAGAAUGACUCCAAGCAAAAUCCACAUGCAGGAAAUGGAGCUCAAAAGAACUGGAAGUGAUCAUACUAACCCUACUAGCCCACUACUUGUGAAACCACCUGAUCUCCCAGAAGAAAACAAAAUGAGUUCAUCUGUAAAAUAUACACCUGGAAAUACAGUUACAGAUGGUUACAGCAGUUCGGACUCCUAUACUUCAGAUCCAGAGCAAAUUGGAAGCAGUGUAACGCGGCAACGAUCACAUUCAGGAACGUCUCCAGAUAACACCGCGCCACCACCACCCCCGCCAAGGCCUCAUCCUUCUCAUUCUCGAUCGUCAUCUUUAGAUAUGAACAGAUCCUUUUCAGUUACCCCAGGACAGCAACAGGCUGGAGUUGUUGCCUAUCCUCCCGCAGUGCCUCCAAGACCACAGCCUUCGCAGGGUGCAGGUCCUCAUGUGCAUCGCCCAGUAGAUGCUGAAGGCCUAAUAGCUCAUACCAGUACCUCACCUCAACAAAUACCAGAGCAGCCAAAUUUUGCAGACUUCAGUCAAUUUGAGGUGUUUGCUGCAUCAGCUGUAAACAAGGAGGAAGAAGAUGAAAUUGAAACACAUUCAGAAGUCUUGCAGGUCGAAAAGCCCUCUGAUUCUGCAAGUUCUCUUAGAGUUGCCAAAGCAGAUGGAAGAGUCGAAGAGAAAUCAUCUGCUAAUGUCCCCACUAGUGCGGGUAAAGGCACUACCCCACUUGCUCCACCACCAAAGCCUAUUCGUAGAAGAUUAAAAUCAGAAGAUGAGCUAAGACCUGAAGCUGAGGAACAUACACAGAAAACAGGUGUCAUAGCUGCUGUUCUUGCUUCACAGCCAUCUAUUCCUAGAUCUGUUGGGAAGGACAAGAAGGCAAUUCAGGCAUCAAUCAGACGUAACAAGGAAACCAACACUGUUUUGGCCAGAUUGAAUAGUGAACUUCAGCAGCAACUAAAGGAUGUUCUUGAAGAGAGAAUCUCCCUGGAAGUCCAACUGGAACAACUUCGACCUUUCUCUCACCUCUAAGCCUACUGCCGUUAACUGUGAAUUUACUAAUUUUGAAAGGGGUAUUGGUUUCAAGAUCCUAUUUAAAGAUCCAUGCAUCUAGCUCAGUGCACUCUAUUCUACAUUAAAUGUUGUGGUUCUCUUUUGUCAAUUUGUCCACUUUUGUAUUUAAGUAUUUUAAUUUCAGUACAGAAAAAAAAAAACUUUUUCCUUGAAUGUGACACUGCCUCUUACAUCGUUUUCUGUGGGCAUCCGUGAUUUUUGUUGAACUUGAGUUUGCAAAGUUUGUCGCCAAAAUUUCCAACUGGAACUUCUUAGUGGUUUCCUUUUUUCCCUGUUGAAACAUCUGUGCAGAAGAGGAUUGCUUAUCAGUUGACUUUAAGCACGUAAACUCUUCUUUUGCUGUGGCAUUUAUUUUAUUGUGCCAGAAAAGAGAAAAUCUAAUAAUGUGUCAUCAGCCAAUAGUACCUCCCAAACUGCCUUUCACAAUUUGUAAGUUGUUCACAAUCCUAGAAAGCCUGCCCCUUUGCAAUAAAACCGACUUACACAGGUUGACAGAGUUCUUGCAGGCUGUUCACCAUAUCAAACGGAUUUGGGUUUGUGUUUGUUGCAUACAUUGCAGAGUAUGUAACCACAGAUCGCCAGCUGUUACAUUUAUCCAUCCAUGACCCUGAUUCAGCCGCAUGCACAUAAAGACUUAUGGUACAAUUGGUAGUCUCUCCAACAGACCUUUUUCAGUCCUCUUUUUUUGUGAAGAGUUGGGUGUAAAUCCCCAACAUAAUUGCACAUUUCCUAAGCACCACCUGUAAUUGCAUGUUUCACACAUUACCUUUUAAUAACAGAUCACAUCCACCAGUCUUCACUAUAACAAAAUGUAUUGUCAAGUAAUGUGUCAAUACCUCUGUGAACUUCUAAUUCCCAGCAAAAAAUAAAUAAAUCUAAAAAAAAAAAAAAAAGAACAGUUUGCUUCUUAGGAAUUCUGGGGUACCUUCUGUCAUCUUGUUUCCAGGCCUUAUUUCUCUGGCAUAUAGACAGGCUUCACUAUUAACAGAGUUCCCCGAGUGUAUCCUGCUAUUCAGGUUGAUGUACUGUAUUAGGAUUUGUUGUAUAUUGUAUGAUACACACCUUUUGAUCUCAUAUGUAAAUUUGCAUUAAUUGCUGACUAACAGCAGAUAUUCUAUUUAAUGGCUUCUUCUGGCUGUGGGAUCAUAGAUGUUUAACUGCAUGGAUGUAUCUCUGCAGAAUCAGAACUAGCAAUUGUGUGAUUUUUACACCAAUAAAACAGCACAAUAUUUUAAUUUUGUUGAUUCAUCUUUACCUGGGAAUUGAAACUCAUUCAAAUAGGGGGAGGGGAUUAUUACAGGUGUUCAGAAAACUUUUUGUAAUUUUGUGGCAUGUACAAGAAAUAGUUGGUACUCCCUUGACCGUUUUCUUCAAUUUUUUUUUAGCUGUUGGUCAGAAGUGAUUAAAUUCUCUUGGUAAUCUGUGGCUAUGCUCCUUUUGUAUCCUCCUGUGAGCAAAUUAAAUGUAGCUGUAACUUUUAAAAAGUAAAUGCUGGUACUGACUUGGGUGGAAGAAUUGUACAGUUCUUUAGUCUGCAUUUCCAGUUGAUUUCUUUGAGAGUACUUUUCAGAAUUAAAACUAAAUGGAUUGCCUGUUAGCAAUA
Messenger RNA from Anas platyrhynchos (mallard), 4301 nucleotides. RefSeq names its product RALBP1 associated Eps domain containing 1 (gene REPS1). Gene Ontology annotation, cellular component: cytoplasm; plasma membrane. Gene Ontology annotation, molecular function: protein binding; calcium ion binding. The record is from RefSeq and is a predicted model, not a curated record. Gene Ontology annotation, biological process: endocytosis; endosomal transport. Lineage: Eukaryota; Metazoa; Chordata; Aves; Anseriformes; Anatidae.